AUACUACAAUUUACCUGGCACACUCAAACGAUAUUUAAUAAAUAUACAACCGUCUUGCCAUAGCCUCUGCUCAAUCCUUCCGUUACCUAGCAACAACGCUUUUCGAAAUCGAAAUGUCUGACUAAAUAGAAAUGAAAUCGUGCUAACGGAGAAGCAGACACAUACAUCGAGCUAGUCAGCUGAGCCGCACACAGAAAACAUGGCGGCUGCAGAAACGGACCGAAGCUUGAAGAUGAGUGAAAUUAAACAAUGCCUCCCACAUAUAAGCAAGGCAUUGUUGACAGCCGCCUGUUUGACGUAUCCCAAUGAACCGGUGGAGUUCCUGAAAAGAGUGCUUAUUGCAUUCCAGGGACAUGAUAAUCUGAGAACUGUCGACUGGCAAAAAUUUGUUGAUUAUGUAAACGAUUUCAUAAAAAAAGAUUCUCUGAAAUCCAAAGCUGUAGAAACAAGUUCCCAAAGCACCCAAAUGGAGCGAUACUGUCAAUUGGAAAAGGCUGCCUCUUGUUACAUGAGACACUUACUGGGUAUGUGCUUCAGGGCGUGGAAGAAGUUCAUUCAGCAGAAGAAAAACGAAAUCUUAGCGAUGGCUCUGCAGAUGCAGGUGGCAAAGAUGUAUGCUGAGGAGAAGUGCCAGAAAGCUGCAUUCUUUGGAUGGCUGAUCUUUGAGAAGUCAUACAGGAAGAGAAAAGCAGCCGCCAUUGCGAAACUUCAGAAUCUGGUGUACAAAGUCCGCUUCAACCGCUACAUAACAGCUUGGCACGUCGUUACUAUGGAUGCAAAGAGGCGAAGAGAGUAUUUUGAGAGGUUGGAGGCAAAUGUCAAAGAAUUCGACAGUAAAGGUCAGCGGCCUUCUAAGACUCAUCUGCUCGAGAAAAGAGUUGAUGGAAUCUCAGACCUCCCUCAUCACCUGUCACUGAAGAUCUUUCAGUAUUUAGAAUUAAGGGACUGGCUAAACUGUUCUGAGGUGUCCAAUACCUGGAAAGCGAUUGUCCACUCAGGCUCGUUGUGGAGUCAGAUUGACUUCUCGGUGGGGAAAGACUGGGUAACAGAUGCUAUAGUGCAGAAAAUACUGAAGAGCUACCGGCCCUUUGUGACCCACCUGAACCUGCGCGGCUGCCAUUCGACAAAAUGGUCCAGCUUAAAAUAUAUCAGCGAAUGCAAAAACUUGCAGGAACUCAACUUGUCCGAGUGCUUGGCUAUUUCUGAUAUGAUGAUUCACAAAAUCACAGAGGGAUGUCCGUGCCUGCUCUACCUGAACCUUUCUUACACACUCAUAACCAACCAGUCUUUGAAAGCAAUAUUCAGGAAUUGCCACAGCCUUCAGUACCUGAGUCUGGCCCACUGCCGCAGAUUCACAGAUGAUGGAUUUACAACCCUGACCACAGAGGAAGGUGGUCGAAAUCUCAUCCACCUCGACUUAAGCGGAUGCCUUCAGAUGACACCCAAAGGGUUCGAUUACAUUUCUACAGGAUGCCCGUCUCUCAAAGAGGUUGUGAUGAACGACAUGACAACUCUGUCAGACACCUGUGUUUUGGCCCUACUUUCCAAGUGUUACACUCUGUCCUCCAUCUCUCUAGUGGGCUGUCCUCUCCUGUCCGACAUCACCUUUAAAGUCAUGGCAAAAGUAGCCAAUCUGAAAAGUUUGAGUAUAGAGGGCAACAACCAAAUAACUGAUGUGACCUGGGAGGCCCUGUGCAGCUUCUCCGCUGGUCUCAACAAGCUGCAUGUGGUAGACUGUCCUGGAAUGACUGAUGAUGGCAUGAGAUAUGUGGCCAUGCUCAGACACUUGAAUUACCUGGAUGUUUCACUCUGCAGCAGGGUGAGUGAUGCUGGAAUCAAAUGUUUGACUGAAGGUCCCUCAGCAAACAAACUGCAUAACUUUAGCCUUAGUCAGUGUUGCCUCAUUAAUGAGUUCUCCAUCAAGAGGAUUGCACGAAGGUUGCAUAAACUGUUCCACCUUAAUUUGAGUUACUGUGAGAGGGUGACAGACCAGGCUGUGGAGAACCUGAAUGGCAGCUCCAUCCAGUCUCUGGACUUGACUGGCUGCAACAUCCGAGAUCAGGGACUGGCUUCACUUCAGAAGAUCCGUCUAAAGAAGAUUGUCAUUGCCAAGUGUAUAUUCAUCACCGAUCAGGGCAUAGAGAGGCUGUGCGAGAACGCGAGAGAUCUGGAGUACAUUGACAUUUCCCAAUGUCCGGCUCUGACUGAUGCAGCAAUCAAAGCCAUUUCAUUUUUCUGCAGUUGUCUCCUCAGACUGAAGAUGGCAGCGUGUCCACAGAUGACAGAUAUGGCGGUCGUGUAUCUGACCACUGGCUGUCAGUACCUGCGAGAACUCGACCUGAGUGGCUGCAAACUCCUCACCGAUCGCUCUCUUAAAAACCUAAAAAAGAUUUGUCCUCCACUCACCACCAUCAGAUUAAAUGACUGUGCAGGCAUCUCAUGGGAGGCUGCUGUGAAACUGAAAAGACGCCUCUCGCACUGGGAGUAUAGCGGCGACACAUCUUCCUCCUGGUUCGAUUGCAAUGUACACAAGAUUGCAAUGAUCCCGAAGGAUAAUGACUCAUGGGUAACGGAGAGGGACAUUGGAAAGUCAUGAACAGCAAUUACAUCCAGAAAGCUCGAAGUUCUGUUUAAAUACAGAAAAACCUGGAGGAACGAUUAUCUUCAAGCAGAGGUCACAACCUUAAGUUCUCAAAGUCCGGUGUGCUGUGACUUUUAGAUGCAUAUUUCAUGCAACCUGCCGAAUGGUUGAAUUGCCUCCUCAGCUGGCAACUAGAAGCUGCAGAGUCCUGCUGACGACAUUGUUAUUUGAUUCAAGUGAGAUGCAGCAGAGGUGCACCUAAAAGCUGCAGACCAACAUCAAGGGCAGAAAUUUGAGGCCCCUGUUUCCGAUCACUCCAACCAUCGAUUUAGGAGCUUUUGUACAUUUCUUAUUAAAGUGUUUUUAUUUUCACUGAUAUAUUUCAAACCAAUUAUAAACCAGGUAAUAAUUCACCUGGCUUUGCCAUGGUAAUUCAC
Molecule: messenger RNA, 3018 nt
Organism: Poeciliopsis prolifica (blackstripe livebearer)
Lineage: Eukaryota; Metazoa; Chordata; Actinopteri; Cyprinodontiformes; Poeciliidae
Gene: fbxl13
Product: F-box and leucine-rich repeat protein 13
Exons: 21
Coding region: 200-2596 (798 amino acids)
Biological process (GO): SCF-dependent proteasomal ubiquitin-dependent protein catabolic process
Cellular component (GO): SCF ubiquitin ligase complex
Molecular function (GO): protein binding
Source: RefSeq, a predicted model, not a curated record